UUUUGAUUCGGAGAGGUUACACAUUUAUGCAGCAAACAUGCCAAUUGUAACUGAUCUAAUACACAAGCUAGCAUUUUGGAUCCAUACAUGAUCCAGUUUGGUAAGAAAGAGUCAGAUGUAGCUGAUACUGCAGUCCCCCCAAGACUUAAAGCCACAAAGCCUUUUCCUCGGGUUCCCAAUAAAAUUGUAGGUAACUAAAAUAGUUGGCCAAAUAUUCUUUCUUUUUCUUCUAGAUUGCUACAGAGCUUUGUACCGGUGCGACUGUAGAAGAUCUCCUUGCAUCCAAAAGGACCUUAGGCGAAAGAUGGAUCGCCUAUAUUUGCAAGAAUGUGAUAACGGGCCUUAACCAUCUGGAAGAGAAGAAUAUAAUCCAUCAUGACAUCAAGCCCGAACACAUUGUCAUCUCCUCAUCCGGAGAGGUGAAGAUCGGCGAGUUUUGCUUUGCGACCAUCGGAGGAAGGAGCGCCAGCACUUCGGGGACCAUGGCAUACAUGGCUCCGGAAGUACUGGCUCAUUUUGGCCAAAACAGCGGCGAAUAUGACCAUAAGGCUGACAUCUGGUCACUAGGGAUUGCAGCCAUUCAAAUGGCGGAAGGACAUCUCCCAUUCAGAAGACUUCCCAAGCAGAAGCUGAUCCAGCGAAUAACAACUGGUCCAGUUCCAUCAUUACCAUCAAGGGGCAAUUGGAGUGACGAGUUCCGCUUCUUCAUCAGCGAGUGCCUGCAGAGAGACCCAGGCAGGAGACCAUCUGCAAGGCAGCUCCUCACGCACCCUUUCAUUGCCGAGCUCCGGGGUGAAAGGGGGGUGCAGAGGAAUAUCGCCCAACACCUGCACAGAGGUAGGGGAACUGCUCAUUCUCAUUAUAGUUCAUGUGAUGCACAGACUGUAAUCAUUUACUGUUCCCAUUCCUACAAUAUUCUCCUGCUUUCCUACAUACAAUAUCAUUCUAUAACUAAAGCCACCAAGAAUAAAGACUAAGAUUGGAUUAGGGCAGAGCUCACUAAACUGGGCUAAAUCUACAGGAGAGACAAACAUCUGAGAGGGGAGAACAUGUUAUUAUUAGACAGUUGUAGUUGGCCUUUAAAUUAGCAGCAAAAGGGAACGUGAUAUAAAACAUGCAUAUAAAUGCAAAGAGUAACAAGGAACAAAUUGCAGAAUUAUUAUAUACUCACCUACUCCAUGGAUAACACUGAACAAUCUCUCCUUAGGAACGAGGCACUGAAACGAGAACAACGAGGCAGCCAUCGGGGGAGGGUCGGGGGCAUAAAUAGGGGGCCUAAUUACCAUCCUUGGGCCCCCAC
Xenopus tropicalis (tropical clawed frog) is the source of this 1300-nucleotide messenger RNA. Its product is annotated as serine/threonine-protein kinase dst4. The coding region runs from base 483 to 977 and encodes 164 amino acids. The transcript has 6 exons. Gene Ontology annotation, molecular function: ATP binding. NCBI's taxonomy places the organism in Eukaryota, Metazoa, Chordata, Amphibia, Anura, Pipidae. The record is from RefSeq and is a predicted model, not a curated record.